Messenger RNA from Podospora anserina S mat+, 3291 nucleotides. RefSeq lists its product as uncharacterized. The record is from RefSeq and is a predicted model, not a curated record. Gene Ontology annotation, cellular component: nucleus; cytoplasm. Lineage: Eukaryota; Fungi; Ascomycota; Sordariomycetes; Sordariales; Podosporaceae. Gene Ontology annotation, biological process: protein desumoylation. Gene Ontology annotation, molecular function: SUMO-specific endopeptidase activity. The annotation marks the transcript as partial. The transcript has 5 exons.
AAGGAGCUCGACUACCACCGCACCGCACACACUUUUCCAGACUAUGGCCCUGUAAAGCGCAGUAAUCCCUGGGGCGCGAAAGCCGUCAACACCCUCGAUUCGAGCCCCAAGAAGACGACCGAAAGGCCACAAUCGGCCCAUUCCAAUGACUCUCGAGAAACACCACGAGCGAAGCGGCAGAAGACGAGCCGGGAUACCGAAGUAAUACCACGGGGGUCACAAGAGUCUAUCGAGGAAUUCCCGUCUCAACCGAUUCAAUCGCGGGGUCACACGUACAGCCCCUCAAUAUCUCCUUCGCCUAUCAGUUCGCAUGUUCAUAUGUGGAAUUCACAUGCAAUGGCUGAGUACCAGGGUCGAGGCAAUCGCCGCCACCGGCAUAGGUCUCUUGGUAGCAACAAGAGUCAGUCCUCGGCCGAGGACUUUCCCAGUGCGUUCGGUCAGAAAUACACUGCCCCCGAUAAUCAAGAACAAACUCGGUCUAAAGUGCAAAGCGAUGCGGCCGACUUGGAGAUUCUGAGGAAUAUAUCAGCCCACUUACAGCCUGCCCAACCCAAGGGGAAGAAGAGACUGAAACAGGAAUCCCACGAAGACGACGAGCUGGCAAUGGGUCAUACGCCCAAUGAUGGCAAGAAGCGCCAGCCAGGGCCCAGCGUCUCUCGCAGGGGCGAUAUAGUCCCUACACAAUUCCCCAGAAAGGCAGCCAACGGUCGUGAGGACUGUCAGUCUCUUGGAGAGUCCGAACGCUUCACUGUUUCUGCAGCAGUCUGUUACCGGAAUUACUAUUAUGUGGCUGGUGAGAAAGCCGGGACAGAUGCAUGCUACAUGCAAGCACAUCAUGAUAAACCUCAGGCGGAACUUCGCGCCUUUACACAAAAUGGAAACCCCCACGGGACGCAACAGUGGCUCAAGCUUACAAACAAGAUCAAAGCCUUGCAUUUUCACCCGUCCAGUAGCCUCAUUAAGGUCACUCAACCCACUGAUACAUCUCUGGACAUCGGUAAACUGCUGGUCAUCAAGUUUGCGACUCCUCAGGAUGCUUCAUCUGUUGCUCGUUGGGCUACAAGGGUUCUCAAGCUCCAUGCCAUUUAUGACAAAGCACUCGGUGAAAUCAAUCGAGAUACCCCAUGGUCAUCAGCAGGCAAAGUCGCUGGUGCGGGAUCUCCUAAUGCUCAGCCUCCCGAUGCUGGCAAGGCACGGGGCACCAGUGCUAGCAUUACACCCAGCCAAGUCUCACCCUCGAACAAACCGAGAACCACCAUCCGCGGUUCCAUGCAAGUUUCGGAGCCCGCAACACCCCAACCAGUCGCGACUUACGGCAGACGAUCUUUGAGGUCAACUCAUGGAUCAACGACAGAUGCGACUUCCGCUCCAAUUGAUGUAGAUCUAUCAUUAUCGCCUGAGACCCCUCCUCCGCCUCGUUGGUCUUUGCAAAACAGGAGCUGGUUGGAAGACUGGAAGACACCGUUACAAUUUGGCAGAGUACAGGUGACCAAGGAUGACAUACCAAGACUGGAUGAGGGCCAGUAUCUGAACGACAGCAUCAUUGAAUUUGGUUUAAAGUACCUUUUUGAAAAGUUCACUGACAAGCAUCCCGAUCUCAGCAAGCGAGUCUACAUGCACAACAGCUUUUUCUACACGAGUUUGACCGGGGACGGUGGCAACCAAUUCAAGUACGAAAAUGUCAAGAGAUGGACUGCAAAGGUGGAUCUGCUGUCCUAUGACUACAUUGUCGUCCCAAUCAACCAGCACUUCCACUGGUGGGUUGCCAUAAUUUGCAACCCAGGGAAACUUGAUCCGGCUCUGGUUACGUCUGAUGUUGUGGACAAAGCCACCGAUGGCAAACCCGGAUUCGGCCCAUUAGCUUCUACUCAGCCAAAGCAACGCAAGCCUGCUUAUAGCCUUGAUGACCCCAGAAUCAUUCUCUUGGACUCGCUCGGAUCUAGUCACGGCCCUGCCGUUAAGAACCUCCGCCGAUAUCUCGUUGAAGAGUUCGAAGACAAGCGUGGCAGGAGGCUUGAGCAAGGUGAUUGGCCAACUCGCCUUGGGAUGAAGGCCACUAAUAUACCGCAGCAAUCGAAUCUCACAGACUGCGGAGUCUAUGUCCUUGGAUACGUGCAAGAGUUUGUCAAGGAUCCAGAUACCUUCGUCAAGGCUCUGCUGUCUAAGGAGCCGCACGAAUGGGCAUUAAGUGCCCCCCUAUUGCGAACGCUCUGGAGGGAUACUAUCUUCUACGAAAAGAGUAUGACCCGCACAGAGCCUGGCCGGCAGCAAAAUGCGGGGAUGAUCUAUCCCAUGUCCGCGGAGAGAAUGACAAAACUUUUUGCUCAAAGCGCCAAACUGAGCACCUCUCCUUCUCGCGAUUCGGUUGUGGGCCGGAGGGAGGAAUCACGACAUGCAGCUGUACCAGAGCCGCUGAAACCUGUGGAAAUGGCGGGAGAACCGGCGCAAGGGCGAAUAGGGUCUCCUGUAAAGGCACCAAAGCCCGCGAAAACUGCAAAGGAGCCAGCAGGACGUAUGAUACCGACAGAAGGUGGGAAGGAGGUAAUCAAGCCUAUGGACCUCGUCGUCGACACACCCCUCAUUCCUUCUAUUGAGGAUUCUAUCGAGGACUCCCCUACCCCAGAACCUCCUCAAAUCACCGACCUCUCCGCACUUGUAGAGCCCGGUUUCUCGAAGCACGUGCCCAAGCCUAAAGAGCGCCCCGCUUCAAAGUUGGGGACUUCGCCGACGCGGCAAUCUUCUCAUGCGGAAGAUGAUGAAGUCAUGCUUGUCCCUUUGGGUCGCCCUGACUCCACAUUGUUCACGGCGAGGAUAUCGAGUUCCCCGGCGGAGGCAAAGAAAGCGGUUGAUACGUCGGUGCAAGAGCUCGACGCAAAGUCAUUCUGCAACAAGUCAGCCACACCUCCUGGGCACACCAAGAAUGCAAAGCCUCGCCAGCCGACGCGCCAGGUUGCCCUAAUGUCACAGUCAUCUCCCGCCCAGGCUCCCAAUCCAAAACGUGCUGAUGCUGGCUCCACGUCCACAGGGGCGUCGAAGCGUCCUCAUACCGGUUCCACGCCCACUGGGGGUUCUCGCCCAAAACGCCCUGGUGCCAGCUCUCCACCUACCACGGGCUCUCAGUCGAGAUAUUUUAAUGGUACCCCAUCCCCAGGUCGGAGGCAGCGAGUGGCUACGAAUGUAGGAGCUGCGUACACAUCCGUGGGUUUUGCACCCACCAGGGAGGCUACCGUGGAGCAGAACUUGGCAGCGGUGAAGCAUUAUGAGCCGAUCAAUAUUGAUGACUCUGAUUGA